Molecule: messenger RNA, 3244 nt
Organism: Danio aesculapii
Lineage: Eukaryota; Metazoa; Chordata; Actinopteri; Cypriniformes; Danionidae
Gene: loxl3a
Product: lysyl oxidase-like 3a
Exons: 15
Coding region: 318-2693 (791 amino acids)
Biological process (GO): peptidyl-lysine oxidation
Cellular component (GO): membrane
Molecular function (GO): protein-lysine 6-oxidase activity; copper ion binding
Source: RefSeq, a predicted model, not a curated record
GCAAAAGCAGAUUCUGCCAGAAAUGGAGAGGACAUGACGGGACAUUUCCAUUCACCGACUCUGAGAGAGACCUCUACACAUGACCUGCUGCCUUCUCAUCAUAAACCUGUGAACCAGCAAAUACACGGCAGUCCCAGCUCAACCUCUGCAUCCCGCCACCAACUCUCUUUCUCUCUCUCUUUCUUUCUCCACAGACAUCAACACUAUCCUGUGAUUUCUCCUGAUGCUCUGAACUUCCACGUACUGAUCAAGCGGGGAUCACAUCUAAGCUAAACCCAAAACCACUUGACUUAUAUGACAAUCUUCUAGAUUCAGCCAUGCUGAGGAGUGAAUUAUGGGAAAUGGUGGUUGCAAUGGUGCUGUGGGGCAUGUUGUUGCCCUUCUGUCUCAGCCAGACCACCUCACCAUCUCAGGAUGGGAAAAUAAAGUUUCGCUUGGCCGGAUACCCUCGCAAGCACAAUGAAGGGAGGAUAGAGGUGUUUUACAAUGAAGAGUGGGGCACUAUCUGUGAUGACGACUUCACACUGGCCAACGCUCAUGUGCUGUGUCGCCAUCUAGGGUUUGUGGAGGCACUAAGCUGGUCCCACAGUGCCAAAUAUGGACCGGGAAGUGGUAAAAUCUGGCUGGAUAAUGUGAUUUGUGGAGGAAGUGAAAACAGCAUUGAGAAAUGUGUGUCCCGAGGCUGGGGGAACAGUGACUGCACGCACCAGGAGGACGCAGGGGUCAUCUGCAAAGAUGAGAGACUUCCAGGCUUUGCAGAGUCCAACAUCAUUGAGAUGCAGGUGGAUGAAAAGCGUAUGGAGAAGAUCCGUCUGCGCCCACUCAAGGGUGCUCAUGCCGGUCGUUUGCCUGUGACAGAGGGAGUGGUGGAGGUGAAGUUUAAGGAAGGAUGGGGUCACAUCUGUAACACUGGCUGGACCAUCAAGAACUCUCGUGUGGUGUGUGGCAUGAUGGGAUUCCCUUCGCAGAGAUCUGUGGGAAAGAAGCCGAGCAGUCUUAAGAGCGCUUACCAUAUCCACUCGGUGGCCUGCACAGGGAACGAGGCUCAUCUUUCUGCAUGCACGAUGGAGUUCAGCAGGGCCAACUCUAGCGCCCCCUGUCCCGGUGGAGGAGCUGUUGUGGUCAGCUGUGUGCCCGGGCCGCUGUUCACACAGGGUAGAGCGCGCAAAGUCAAGCUCAAUUCAGUGUCUCAGGUGCGUCUGAAGGGUGGUGCAAGGGCAGGCGAGGGUCGUGUGGAGGUCCUGAAGGGCAGCGAGUGGGGUACAGUGUGUGACGACCAAUGGAACUUGCAGUCUGCCAAUGUGGUGUGUAGAGAGCUGGGCUUCGGUACUGCUAAAGAGGCUCUGACUAGAGCACGAAUGGGCCAAGGUAUGGGUCCCAUCUACAUGAAUGAGGUUCAGUGUGGUGGGGAUGAGAAGAGUCUGUGGGACUGUCCUCAUAAGAGUAUCACUGCUGAAGACUGCAAACACAUGGAGGACGCCUCCGUCAUCUGCAACAUUCCCUACAUGGGUUUCGAGAAACUGAUGCGGCUGACAGGGGGUCGGACGCGGUUGGAAGGGAGGGUGGAGCUGCUGCUUCCUGCAGGCGGUGGGGUGAGGGACUGGGGUUUGAUCUGUGGGGACGGAUGGACGUCACGGGAGGCCAUGGUAGUGUGCAGACAGCUGGGGUUGGGACAUGCCAGCAGUGGUCUGAGAAUCCGUAUGAUAGGUGGAAGGACUGAUCACGAGGGUCGCUUGGAGGUUCAAAUCAGUUCCAGAUGGGGAACUAUAUGCAGCGACAAUUGGACCACAAGAGAAGCCAUGGUUGCGUGCAGACAGUUAGGCCUCAAAUACUGCCUGCAUGCUAUCACUGAAACGUGGUACUGGGACAGCAGUAAUGUGACGGAGAUGGUGAUGAGUGGAGUCAAGUGUAAGGGAGAUGAGAUGACUUUGACCGACUGUCAGCAUCAUUCUGUCGUCAGCUGCAAAAGAGCUGGAGCGCAGUUUUCCGCUGGCGUCAUUUGCUCGGACACGGCUUCGGAUCUAGUGCUGAACGCUCCAUUGGUGGAGCAGACGGUCUACAUUGAGGAUCGACCCCUUCACUUGCUCUACUGUGCAGCAGAGGAAAACUGCCUCAGCAAAUCAGCUGCUCAAGCCAGCUGGCCGUAUGGCCAUCGGCGCCUGUUACGCUUCUCCUCUGAGAUACACAACAUUGGCAAGGCUGACUUUCGGCCACGACUUGGCCGCCAUUCCUGGGUGUGGCAUGAAUGUCAUAGGCACUACCAUAGUAUGGAUAUCUUCACCUAUUACGACCUGCUGUCUCUAAACGGGACCAAAGUGGCAGACGGACAUAAAGCGAGCUUCUGUUUGGAGGAUACAGAGUGCCAUGAAGGUGUUUCAAAGCGCUACGAAUGUGCUAACUUUGGAGAGCAGGGUAUCACAGUGGGCUGCUGGGACUUGUACAGACACGAUAUCGACUGUCAGUGGAUUGACAUCACGGACGUUACACCAGGAAACUACAUUCUGCAGGUCAUAAUAAAUCCCAACUUUGAGGUCGCUGAGAGCGACUUCACCAACAAUGCCAUGCGGUGCAACUGCAAAUACGACGGCCAUCGUGUCUGGUUGCAUAAAUGUCAUCUCGGUGAUUCUUUCAGCGAGGAGGCAGAGAAAGAGUUUGAACAGUAUCCCGGGCAGCUCAACAACAAGAUCUCCUAACAUUUCCUUGUAUAAACACCCCAGGGAACCGCAACAACUGCGUGGCUCUGGACAAAGACAAACUUUAAUCACUCAAUGCUACUAGUCUUUCUCAUUUGAAUCCAUUGCUACCAUGGGCCAAUCACAUGCUGUGUCAUGCGAACUUUACUUUUAGAUUAGAUCAUCAGAAAUGAUCACGCAAGCCGAGGACUUCCGGCUAAACAAGAGCUGUGAUUGUGGCUUAUGCCAAUGCAAAUGAAAAAGAGGAAGACAGUGGCUAUAACACUUCCCCCUUUGUGUAUGUGUUGAAGUAUGAACACCAUUCAGUCUGAAACACCAGUUAAUUUUAAGACGCAUCAAGAAAGUUCUUUUUUUCAGUGUUUACAGACGACUGCAAAAAAUCUUUAAUAUAUGUGCAUAUGUUGAUGCCCUGGAAUGAUUCUUGUCUGCUUUCGUGUGUACAUUUGUAUAUUUCUGGAAUGUCCUGUAAUCAUGUUUGUAAAAUAUACAAUCCUACACUUUUAAAAAAAAAUUGUCAAUGCUUCUUAUAGCCUACUUUAUAAUCUAAAAUA